GAAGGCUCCUAGCCUCAAGAAAGGAAAUGGCUGCUGGAGUGAUCAGAAAUUUAUGUGACUUUAGGCUUCAGGCUGCCUUCCAUCAACCAUUCUUACCUACUUCUGGCCACCGAGAUCCAGAUUUCCCUGAAACCUCUGAGGAGGAGGAGGAAGAUGGCGAAGAGGAGGAGGAAGGGGAAAAGCCUGGAGACAACCUGGAGCUGGCAGGCAGUAGUCCAGGAUGCCAGCGGUCGGACCCGAACCUGGUGACGGGUCCCACCAGGUCAAGCCCAAGUAGCGCUGAGAUGACUUUGCAACUCCUCCGCUUCUCUGAGCUCAUCAGUUGUGACAUCCAGAAGUACUUUGGCCAGAAGACAAAAGAUGAUGACCCAGACGCCUGCAACAUUUACGAGGAUUGCCCCCCACCUGGUAAAUCUGCAAGGGAGCUCUACUAUGCAGAUUUGAUGCAAAUCGUCCAGAGUGGGGACCCGGAGGAUGAGGACACUGACGUGGCAGGUCUCCCUAAGGGCUUAGAUUGCCAGGCCAGGUUCGGCUCCAGCAGAGACAGGUCUCAAAAGCUGGGGCCUCUGGUUGAGCUCUUUGAAUACGGUCUCUGUCAGUAUGCUAGGCAGAGGGUGUCUGACAGUAGGAGGCUGCGGCUUGAAAAGAAGUAUGGCCACAUCACCCCCAUGCACAAAAGGAAGCUGCCACAGUCCUUCUGGAAGGAGCCGGCGCCCAGCCCCUUAUGUCUGCUCAACACCAGCACGCCUGACUUUAGUGACCUGCUUGCCAACUGGACGUCAGAUGUGGCCCAGGAGCUCCACAGCGUGGGAGGCCGGGAGCCGGACAGACAUGCCCUGGAGAUGGGUCAGUUAGGGGAGGUGUAAGCCAGCGUUCUCAGAGCGGCUUUGCCCUCUCACCGAGAUGGAACCGGAAAGGGGGGCUGGGUUUCCCUCCUGGGCCAGGCACUGAAACCACCUCGUCCAGUGGUGGGAUGAAGUAGGAUAUCCUGCCCUGAGCUCUCCUAUUACCAUCAUCUCCCAUCCUCAUUAAGAGAGAGUCCCGAACGCCGAGGGGUUGGGUGUCCUACUGCCAGGAAGCUAUACCCAUACAUAUGCACACACGUGUGUGUAUGUAUAUAUACGUGUACAUAUACACAUAUACACCAAGAGACGGAGAGCUGAUUCUCCCUGCCGCCUGGCUCUCACCCAUUAGCUUAGCCAGCACCAUUUCCCCACACCAGUCAGGUCACCACAGCAGGGAUCCCUCUAGCCCCUCUGUGGGGGCAGUCAUAUCCCCCACGUUCACCUUCCCCACAAUGAAGGAACUUCCUGGCUUUAGGAUCUUUAGGAACCAGGACUGACAAGUUUCUGGACAUCUUAAAGUGCUAACUCAAGCUUUUUUAAGUGUUUCUCCCAAUAGCAUGAAACAAGGCAGGGGUGAUACUGAAUGGGGGGGGGGGGAGAUGGCACUGGACCAAGCUGGCAGGAAGCAAACCUUUGGAUGAACUACAAGUGCUCUCCCAGGGAGGCAGGAAGAAAAGGGUGAUGUGUUGAUUAAAUGAACAAACACUGUCUAUUUACUCAUGAGAUAACAGCUGGAGAAUCCCCUCCCCUGUGUUCUCUGCAGGGUUUAAAGGGCAUCUUACAGAAUCCUGGGAAUAUAGGGGCUCUCUGGGGUCCCUUGUACUUUCGACUGAGCAGAUUUCUCAGUUCUGUCUUGCACCCAGCCUUCAGGGAUUUUUUUUUUCUAGAGGCUCUGAAGAGGCAGGACUUCUGGCACUUCCCCCUCCCCAUCUGAGAGGUGGGAGCAGCUUUUAGGACCAUGACACUGACUCCUAGGUCACUUGCAGGAUUUUGAAGGAAAGGAUUCUAAAAAAUAUUAAACACAACACCUCUCAGCCGCAUCAAUUGCAAUUUAGCUGCUUCUGCAUCAACCUGGCUUCUCCAUGAAGGAAUAGUUCAGCUCCGACUCUAUCCAGAGGCAAAAAGCUGUGAAAAUCUGGGGGUCUUAAGUUAUAGUCAUCCUGUAUGGCAAAUGGGGAAUUAAAGAGAAGUCAUGACUAGGAUCCAGCUUCCCAUGAUCCUCUUCGUUCCUACCUUCAAAGGCUAAUAAAGGAUAACCCUAGGUCUGGGUCCUGCUUGUUUCUCGGAACUUUAACUAAUACAAAAUAAUAGUAUUUGGCUUCUCUUGUAUUCUGUGCUGGGGGAUGGGAGUGAGUAAGAUGGGGGAAAUCUCUGGAAUCCAGAAAUGUGUCAAGCUUUCAGGAGCCUACUUUAGAGCUGUUUCUUAAAAAGAUCUUGGCUUGGCUAGUCAGACUUUGUUACCAGAUUCCUGGGCUGAGAGUAAGGAACAUAAAGUCCCUUCUUCCUCAGAGCCUUCAAGCAGUAGUAAACUUAGAAUCUGAGCUCUACUAAAGGGUUUUUUUUUGCCUUGAAUGAGGAGGAGGAAGCUGCUGUCCUGUUAUCUCACUAGUCUGAACAAAAUCCUGCUUCACUUAGUAGAGGAUCUUGCAAUCUGAGAUCUCCAAUUCUCCAGGAGUUCGGUGAUACUCCCCAUCCCAAACCCAAGGAAAUGCUUUGUUUUCCCACCAUCUCUGACCAGUCUAUUCUGAGUCUCCAAGGCAUGACUUUUUCUGUCUGAAGGAAUCAUCCUCUCUAUAGGAAAAAAAAACAAAAAAAUUAUAUUGUUGCUAAUUUU
Messenger RNA from Antechinus flavipes (yellow-footed antechinus), 2679 nucleotides. It is a transcript of the gene PERCC1, whose product is annotated as proline and glutamate rich with coiled coil 1. The transcript has a single exon. The record is from RefSeq and is a predicted model, not a curated record. Lineage: Eukaryota; Metazoa; Chordata; Mammalia; Dasyuromorphia; Dasyuridae. The coding region runs from base 27 to 866 and encodes 279 amino acids.